AAUGUAAGAUGGCCGUUUUCGUAAAUAGUUAAAGUUUUGACGCCAUUUUGAUUAUCUUCAUAAUAUCCUAGUCGCUUAUGUUACUCCAUGAAUUAUUUUGCAGCGAAACUUGAAAUUUCACCGAAAUGAGUGAUGCAAAUACAUCGUUAUUUGGCAAUACGGAAUAUACUUGCGAAGAACACGGUUCCAUUCAAAAUCUAUUAAGAUUGAAACUGGGGCCAGAAUUUAUUAGUCAAAGACCUGGACCUAGUGGGCAAAAAUUGGCAUAUAUUGAAGGAUGGAAACUUAUUAACUUGGCGAAUGAGACGUUUGGUUUUAGCGGAUGGUCACACUCUAUCACUCAUCAAUCAGUUGAUUAUAUUGAUCAUAUAGACGGAAAAUACCAUGCAGGAGUGAGUGCCUUCAUCAAAGUAACGCUGAGAAAUGGAUCUUUUCACGAAGAUAUCGGCUAUGGUAUUAGUAGUGGCUUGAGUUCAAAGGGACUUGCAUUGGAAAAAGCCAGAAAAGAAGCCGUAACUGACGGUUUAAAGAGAGCUUUAAAAUGUUUUGGUAAUAGUUUAGGUAAUUGCCUAGGUGAUAAAAACUACUUAAAAAUUGUUCAAAGAACGCCUGCUAAAAUGACAGAGAAGACCGAUACAAAUAGUUUUCUUCGACGGGAAGGAGACGCCGGUGUUACUCAGGCAAGAUUGAAAAGGUUACAGAAUGUAGAACAAAACUAUACAAUAAGUGGAACCGUUGGAGGUAAUUCAACUAAUUACGCCAUGAGCUGCACGUCGAUUGCCCACGAUAGAACUGAUCUAUCGAAGAGUAACCCUAAAUUAACUAGCACUCAGAAGCAACCAAUUCAAAAACCCCAGAAACGCUCGAUUUCCGAUGUAACGCCUGUUGUAUGUAAGAAGAAUAAUCAAGUACCAUUAAAUAAUCAAAAUGCUAAUGGGAAAAUAACGGAAGGAAUGUCUAAUAAGAUAAAAUCAGAUAAUAGCCCCUCUGAUGAAAUAAUUAAUGAAGAUGAUUUUGAUGAAUUAGAAAUAUGGAAUCAAACUCAGGAAAUGGAACAAAUAAUGAUGAAUUUUAAAGAAGAGCCUCCUUGCGCGUAG
This is a messenger RNA of Dimorphilus gyrociliatus, 1097 nucleotides long. The record is from the annotation of a GenBank genome assembly. NCBI's taxonomy places the organism in Eukaryota, Metazoa, Annelida, Polychaeta, Dinophilidae.